AUGCAUUCCAGGCUAGGGUUUCUCUUGGCAUGCAGCAAACAAUCCUCACUUCUAUCUAGUCUUGCGCCAUCUAAUGAUCAUCGUAAUGGCGGGUCUCUCCGGCGAAUUCUGUCGAAUUAUUUAUUCUCUGGAGGGGGAUUAGGACGCCGAGGCUUUUGUGGUUACGCUGCCGAGCAGUUCUCCGACGAUGAGUACGAAUGCGAUUACGAGAAUAAUCCGGCAUCGUCCUCUGUGGCCAACAUUGACGAGUGGAAAUGGAAACUUAGCUUGCUACUACGUAGUGAAAAGGACCAAGAAAUUGUCUCCAGGGAUAAAAGGGAUAGGAGAGACUAUGAGCAAAUAUCUAAUCUUGCCAAAAGGAUGGGGCUUUACAGUGAAAUGUAUGGAAAAGUGGUGGUAGCGAGCAAGCUUCCACUCCCCAAUUACAGGCCAGAUCUUGAUGAUAAACGGCCUCAACGCGAGGUGGUUAUACCACUAAGUUUGCAAAGGAGAGUAGAGGGUUUGCUUCAGGAACAUCUUGACAGAAUGCAGCUGAGUUCUGGAAAGCCCCAUGGAAAUUCAGAUGAAACAAUGUCAAACAAUCAAGUUGAAGAUCUGGACACCAAUGAAAACCCAGAUUCUUUCCUAGAUGGGUCUGUCAUGGAGAAGAUCCUCCAGAGGCGAAGCUUGCGCAUGCGUAAUAUGCAGAGAGCUUGGUUGGGAUCAUCUGAAGGCCGGAAGAUGCUAGAUUUUCGGAGAUCUCUCCGUGCAUUCAAGGAGAAGGAGAGGCUGCUUCAAGCAAUUGCAAGGAAUCAGAUCGUUGUAAUUUCCGGGGAGACUGGAUGUGGUAAGACCACCCAACUUCCUCAAUAUAUAUUGGAGUCUGAAAUCGAGUCUGGUCGUGGAGCAUUCUGCAGCAUAAUUUGUACACAGCCUCGAAGAAUAUCUGCAAUGGCUGUUGCAGAAAGAGUGUCAACGGAGAGGGGAGAGCCUGUUGGUGAAUCAGUUGGCUAUAAAGUUCGAUUAGAGGGAAUGAAAGGAAAGAAUACCCACUUGCUUUUUUGCACAAGUGGUAUUUUGCUUCGGCGGCUGUUAAGCGACCGCAACCUCAAUGGUAUAACUCAUGUUUUUGUAGAUGAAAUUCAUGAGCGAGGCAUGAAUGAAGACUUUCUCCUGAUUGUGUUGAAGGAUCUUCUUCCACGACGUCGAGAUUUGAGAUUGAUUUUGAUGAGUGCUACAUUGAAUGCUGAACUAUUUUCAAAUUACUUUGGAGGAGCACCAACAAUUCAUAUUCCGGGCUUCACAUACCCGGUGAGGGCACUUUUUUUGGAAGAUGUAUUGGAAAUGACUGGAUAUAAGUUAACUUCGUUCAACCAAGUCGACGAUUAUGGCCAAGAGAAGAUGUGGAAAACCCAAAGACAGCUGGUGCCACGGAGAAGGAAAAACCAAAUCACUGCUCUUGUUGAGGAUGCCCUUAGUAAAUCAAGCUUUGAGAAAUACAGCUCCAAGGCACGUGAUUCUCUGUCAUGUUGGACACCUGAUUGCAUUGGCUUUAAUCUUAUAGAGGCUGUUUUAUGCCAUAUAUGUCGGAAGGAAAGAUCAGGUGCUGUGUUAGUAUUUAUGACUGGCUGGGAAGAUAUAAGUUGUUUAAGGGAUCAAAUUAAAGCUCAUCCUCUUUUAGGAGACCCUAACAGGGUUUUGCUGCUUACAUGCCACGGCUCAAUGGCAACAUCUGAACAGGAUGCCCUUAGUAAAUCAAGCUUUGAGAAAUACAGCUCCAAGGCACGUGAUUCUCUGUCAUGUUGGACACCUGAUUGCAUUGGCUUUAAUCUUAUAGAGGCUGUUUUAUGCCAUAUAUGUCGGAAGGAAAGAUCAGGUGCUGUGUUAGUAUUUAUGACUGGCUGGGAAGAUAUAAGUUGUUUAAGGGAUCAAAUUAAAGCUCAUCCUCUUUUAGGAGACCCUAACAGGGUUUUGCUGCUUACAUGCCACGGCUCAAUGGCAACAUCUGAACAGGAUGCCCUUAGUAAAUCAAGCUUUGAGAAAUACAGCUCCAAGGCACGUGAUUCUCUGUCAUGUUGGACACCUGAUUGCAUUGGCUUUAAUCUUAUAGAGGCUGUUUUAUGCCAUAUAUGUCGGAAGGAAAGAUCAGGUGCUGUGUUAGUAUUUAUGACUGGCUGGGAAGAUAUAAGUUGUUUAAGGGAUCAAAUUAAAGCUCAUCCUCUUUUAGGAGACCCUAACAGGGUUUUGCUGCUUACAUGCCACGGCUCAAUGGCAACAUCUGAACAGAAACUCAUAUUUGAGAAGCCACCCCAAAAUGUACGUAAAAUAGUACUUGCUACAAAUAUGGCAGAGGCAAGUAUUACGAUCAAUGAUGUAGUUUUUGUGGUUGACUGUGGAAAAGCAAAGGAGACCACUUACGAUGCUCUAAAUAAUACUCCUUGUCUGCUACCAUCAUGGAUAUCUCAAGCUUCUGCUCGGCAAAGAAGGGGCAGAGCUGGCCGUGUGCAGCCCGGAGAGUGCUAUCACUUAUACCCCCAAUGCGUCUAUGAAGCUUUUACCGAAUAUCAACUUCCUGAACUUCUGAGAACCCCUCUGAACUCUCUUUGCUUGCAAAUUAAAAGUUUGCAAGUUGGAAGUAUUGGAGAUUUUUUGUCAGCUGCUCUGCAACCACCAGAACCACUAGCUUUUCUGUUUGGAGGCUUUGGACAUGGCAUGCGAUGA
Messenger RNA from Ilex paraguariensis (yerba mate), 2700 nucleotides. The record is from the annotation of a GenBank genome assembly. NCBI's taxonomy places the organism in Eukaryota, Viridiplantae, Streptophyta, Magnoliopsida, Aquifoliales, Aquifoliaceae.